Manacus vitellinus (golden-collared manakin) is the source of this 3752-nucleotide messenger RNA. Its product is annotated as hydrocephalus-inducing protein homolog. The record is from RefSeq and is a predicted model, not a curated record. Gene Ontology annotation, biological process: cilium movement; axonemal central apparatus assembly. Lineage: Eukaryota; Metazoa; Chordata; Aves; Passeriformes; Pipridae. The transcript is spliced from 22 exons. Gene Ontology annotation, cellular component: axoneme. Bases 663 to 3752 code for a protein of 1029 amino acids.
GUUGGUCGGCCCCGAUGGUGUGUGCCAUCAGAUCCCACCGGGCUCAUUUUGCACUAUAAACAUCCUUUUCACCCCUGAGGGGAGCAAGUCUCUUUUCCUGCAGGAUCAUUUCCACCAGCUUGUCUGCAGCAGUGAAAGGGAAAAGGUCUCUGUGCCAAUCCGAGCCAUUGGUGCCCGCCCAGUCUUGGACUUCCCUGCCCAGCUGGACUUCUCGUCGUGUCCAGUCAACCACAGCACCCAGAAGACUCUGCUGGUUCACAACAUCGGGAACCUGGAAGCCUGUUACAGCCUCAGCACUGAGAGCCCUUUCACUGCCAGCCCAGCCACGGGAACCCUCGAUGUUGGUGAAGCCAAGCAAGUGACAGUGGAAUAUCACCCGCUGCAGACCGGGCACCAUUGCACAUCCCUGGCAGUGCACUGCGACAGAGGUGAAGAUACCCACACCAGACUUCUUGGAAAAGCUAAGGACUUCAACAUCGGGCUGGACAAGUACUCUCUGGAACUUGUCAAGCCACAGAACCACGGCCAUCCACAACAGAAGUAACAUCACAGCCCGAUUCCAGUGGAAGGCUUUUGCUACUGAGGCAGAGGAGUAUCCACAGAAGAUCAGGCUGUGUCACAAUCUGUCUCGGCCACCCCAGGAGAUAGCAAAGGCUCUUGUGAUGAAGCGCUAUGAGGAGCUGGACCUUUACGACCGCGAGUUGGAGAAGGAGACAGCAAAGAUUGAAGCAGACCCCAUGCUCUUCUCAGAUGAUGUUUUCACCAUUGAGCCCUUGGAGGGAGAGGUUGGGCCACAUUGUUCAGCUGAAAUCAAGGUGUUCUUUAAACCCCGAGAAGCCCAAGUCUACAGAAAAGUGGCCUACUGUUCCAUCUCAGGCCGUGAGACCAGGCUGCCCCUGCACCUCACAGGGGAAGGCCUCGAGCCCUGCCUCCAACUCAGCUCUGAGGAACUGGACAUGGGGAAAGUUUUGGUUGGAGAAGCCUACAGCUACGAGGCAAUGCUGGUUAACAAAGGAGCUAUUGAUGCUCCCUUUGAGCUCAUCCCUCCAACCACAGCCCGUGGCUCCUGCUUCACCUUUCGGCCCCAGCAGGGCAUCAUUCCACCCAGUGGGCUCCAGCCUAUCCAGAUCUCCUUCAGUUCCACCACCCUGGGGGAGUUCAAGGAAGAAUUCCAUUUCAAUGUGGCUGAAUGCCCUAAGCCUGUGACCUUGACUAUCAGGGGCCACGUCACCGGACUGAGCCUGCAUUUCAGCACAGGUGGCCUUGACUUCAAUGACGUCUCCUUUGGCUUUCCUCAGACCUUGUCGUGCCACCUGAUCAGCACCUCCGUGGUGCCCAUCACCUUCCACCUUCGCAUCCCUGGGGACGGCCAGGGACAGCCCAGCCUUAGGAGCUCUGAUCAAGUGAAAGACAACGCUCACCCCUCCUGGGAAAAAGGCACACUGGCUCCAUGUCAGGAGAAGCCAGUGGAGUUCACCAUAACACCCAGCACAGGGACCAUCCCUUCCCAGGGAUCCCAGGAGAUCAGGGUCACGCUGUGUUCCAAUGACGUGGGACAGUACGACUGUGAUAUGGUGCUGGACGUGGAUGGUUUUGGCAAGGAGGUGUUGGCUCUGUGCCUCAAAGCCAGAUGUGUCGUUCCUGAGCUGCGUUUGCUCUUCUCCACCCUCGACUGUGGACCGUGCUCUGCAAAGGUCCCUUGCCAGAAGACGCUGAUCCUUGUGAACCCGAGCCCCCUUCCAGGAUGCUACAGAGUUCUCCCUCAGAGACACCAAGAGGCCGCUGCUCUGUGGUACUCCAGCCCCAAGCCGUGUGGGAUUAUCCAGGGUCACAAUGUGGUGGAGAUCCCCAUUACAGUUGAAGUCCAGGCAGUGGGUGCUCCUUCCAUCCCGGUGGAUAUCGCCGUGUUCGGGAAGGAGACAUCCCCACUGCAAAUGCGUUUCAUGUGCACUGGAAAGACGCCGCUUGUCUACGCAAGUGUGAAUAAGAUAAACUUGGGCGAGAUCCAAGCGAUACAGGAGACUUCCCAAACUCUCCAGCUGUGCAAUCAGGAUCUCAUCCCUGCAGCCUUCAGAGCAGAGAUCGAUGGCAAAUGCUGGAGUAUUGAACCCAGGGAAGGAGUGGUCCCUGCCAAGGCUGAGGUUCCUGUGGUUGUCACGGCAAACCUGGGUGACACAGGGAGAUUUGAAGACAGCAUGAAGCUGUUCAUUGAGAACAGCCUUACCAGUGUCAUCCCCAUCCAGGCUGUGGGCACUGGCACCACAAUUGCCAUUGACAAACCGUUUGCGCCGGAGCUGAAUUUGGAACCCCAGUUCAACCUCGUUCCCUGCGUUUUCCGGUUCAACGUGACAAACAAGGGGCGUCAGUUCCAGCGGCUGUACUGGGGCACAGAAGGUUUCAGCCCCUUUCGACAGCGUCAUCCUCUCCCUGCCCUCUGUGUCACCAAGGGCAAAAACGCUUCCCAGAGACACACCACCCCCGUAUUUAAGCUGCGGCCACGGAGUAUGAAUCUGCAGCCAGGCCAGACUAUGGAGCUGGUGCUGGAAGGCUUCUCCAGCACUGUCCAGGACGUGGAGGAGAAGCUUGUGUGUGAGACAGUCGUGAAGCCAGAGAUAACAAAGAAAGAGAUAAUCAAGACAAAGGUCACCUGCAAGUUCAUUUCUCCCGCUGUGCAAAUAUCAUCCAAGGCAAUCACUUUCCGUGUGGAGAAGCACCCCGAUGAUGUCCUGACUCUUCAGUACAAGCCUCUAUCUUUAAAAAACACCUGCUGCCUGCCAUUCCACCUUUUGCUGGACUUGGAGCAGCCGUUCCUAAUCUGUGAUGCAGACCAUCAGCCCCUCCCUGCAGGGGCCCAGCCUGUGAAGAUGGAGGCAGGGCAGGAACUUCAUCUCUCCAUCGGCUUUAACCCAGCCUAUGAAAAGGAUCCGAUCAGCUGGGUAGCAGAGAAGACUAUGAAGAUCCAGCUGGUGGAACAUCCUCAUGAGGAAGAGAUCACCGUUCGGGGAGAGGUCUACUUCCCGAAUCUCCGUAUCCCGACCAAAGCGCUGGACUUCGGUUGCAUCGCGAAUGGCGCAAAACAAGUGCGUUCCCUGGAGAUGACCAACUGCAGCCCAAUUCCUGCCCACUACCACUGGUCAUUCCGGGUGAACAGCAAGGAGUACCUGACAGGGUUCAUACCUUCCCCACCUAGAUUCAGACCCCAACCACAAAUGGCCAGGUUCGGCUGUGUUGAGUGUGGGCGUUAUUCAAGGAGGUACUUCAGGCCUGGAAGUGUGCGGGAGCCAGCCAAAGCCCCGGAAGCAGCACAGGACUCUUCCCAACAAUCAUCACAUUCAGCAAACUGCCUGGAAACAGAACAGAAUUCUUCCCAAGAGUCAUCAGAUUCAGAGAACUCCCUGGAAACAGAAUGGGAUUCUUCUGAAGAGUCAUCGGAUUCAGAGGGCUCCCUGGAAACAGAGGACGAUUCUCCUGAACAGUCACCACAUCCAGAGAACUCUCUGGAAACAAAGCAGGACUCUUCCCAAAAGUCAUCACAUUCAGAGGCCUCCCCGGAAGCAAAGGUGCCACCAUCCACUGCUGCAGGGCCUCGGAGCUCAGUGGAGACGAAGGGGUCUGGGCAGUCGGUGGAGGCAGAGGCCCCUGGCUUCAGAGCGGAGGAGGCAGUAAAAACCGGUUUUAAAGGCAAGUUCUGCAGCAGAGAGAAUGUCUUGCUGCCAGGAGACAUCCCAGUUUACUUUAAUGUCUGGUAUUAA